Messenger RNA from Camellia sinensis, 688 nucleotides. The record is from RefSeq and is a predicted model, not a curated record. NCBI's taxonomy places the organism in Eukaryota, Viridiplantae, Streptophyta, Magnoliopsida, Ericales, Theaceae.
AUGGCAAUGAGGGGAAGUAAUGAAGGCGGUGGUGGUGGAGGUGGCAAUGAUGGGUUGACUAGGGAUUUCUUACGUCUUAGAACAAUCUCUCAUAGGGGGUUUCCAAACAUGGCUGGGCUUGAUCAUAUGAUAGUAGUUAUGACUAAUAUGGGUCCAAACCCACCCUCAUGUAAGAAGAAAAAGAAUUGUGGCCAUGCCAAAGCAAAUCUUGUUUCAGAGAAGCACACAAAAUUGGGUUACGGCUGUAUGGGGCUUACUAGUAUGUACAAUUCUCUCGUCCCUAAAGAAGAUGGCAUUGCAAUAAUCAAGUAUGCAUUCAGCAAAGGAAUCACUUUCAUUGAUACAUUAGAUAUUUAUGAGGCUGACAACGCUAAUGAAAUAUUAGUGGGAAAGCAAUCACAUCCUAGGUUUACCAGGCAGAAUUUAGAGCACAACAGGAUAUUUUAUCUUCGAAUAAAAGAGUUGGCUAAGAAGCAUAGUUGCACCCCUGUUCAACUCGCACUUGCAUGGAUUCUUCAUCAAAGGGAUGAUAUGGUACCUAUACCUGGAACAACUAAGAUUAAAAACCUUGAUGAGAACAUUGGUGCCGUGAGAGUGAAGCUUACAGAAGAUGAUUUAAAAGAGAUUUCUGAUGCAGUGUCGAUGUUUGAUGUAGCAGGGCCUAGAAUGUUUGAAAAAGAUCAUCACU